Dalotia coriaria is the source of this 683-nucleotide messenger RNA. Its product is annotated as ubiquinol-cytochrome c reductase complex assembly factor 5-like. The transcript has 2 exons. Lineage: Eukaryota; Metazoa; Arthropoda; Insecta; Coleoptera; Staphylinidae. The record is from RefSeq and is a predicted model, not a curated record. Gene Ontology annotation, biological process: mitochondrial respiratory chain complex III assembly.
ACUAUUUCAAGAACAAGCUGAGCUGCGCUCUCCAUUGAUGAUAAAUCAAACUAAAUUUAUAUAACCUAACCAUGGCUACACAUUUCCAUAUAUAAAAAUACAAAUAAAUUGAUAAAUCUAAAUGAAAACUUCUAAAUAAAUUAUGCGUGUGAUUCCAAAGCGUUCAGCAAUAAGACGCGCUUUGGACAAGUGGCCUGGCAAGCAAUACUUUGGUGUCUAUCGCUUCCUUCCUCUCUUCUUUUGCCUUGGUGCUGCAUUAGAGUUUUCAAUGAUCAACUGGCAAGUUGGCAAAACAAACUUUUAUCAUACAUAUAAAAAACGCCAAGCAAAGAAUAUCCUUGAAAGAGAAUAUUACGAACAAAGUCAGCAAUCUUAAUAAAAUACUAGUUACAAAAUGCCGGCUGGUGUUGAUUGGCCAACAUACUUGAAGUUCACCACUGCUGCAUUACUUGCAAUGCUUGCCGGUUCCCAAACAGUUCACAUGUUCUACAAACCAUUGAAUGACAUGGAGAAAUAUGUAGCAGCAGAGCGAAAAUACUGGGAGAAUGAGAAACAAAAGCUACAAAACAAAGUCAGUUGAAGUUGAUGAUCAUAUGAGUAGAUUUUCGUAGUUGUUUACAGUGUAAUCAAGUCACUGGUACAGAUAAUGUAAAAAAUCAAAUAAAAAACUUAAUAACCUAAAA